AUGGCCUCGACUGCGACCAACGGCGACGCCGCCGCCGUGUUAGACGAACUCAAGCCUCCUACCGGUGUUGUUCUGCCGCCUCGCGAGAUUCGCAAUGUUCUCGAAAAGACGGCAGGUUACGUCGCGCGAAACGGUCUCAUCUUUGAGGACAGAAUUCGCGAAAAGGAGCGCUCCAAUCCUAAAUUCAGUUUCCUCAACAACACAGACGCAUACCAUGCAUUCUAUCAGUGGCGCCUUGAUGAGAUCAAGGCCGGCCGCGGUACCGCCAUCGCCGCAGGACGCGCCAACGAAGCAGCAGCACCCGUCGAGCAGAAGCCUCAAGGCCCGCCCAAGCCUCCCGAUUUCCAGUUCUCAGCCCGUAUGCCGCGCAUCAACCAGAAGGAUCUCGAAGUUAUCCGAUUGACCGCCCUAUUUGUCGCCAAGAACGGUCGCCAGUUCAUGACCCAGCUUGCCCAACGCGAGGCAGGAAACCCCCAGUUUCAGUUCCUCAUUCCGAACCACACGUUCCAUAACUUUUUCCAACAUCAGGUCGACCAGUACACAGCGUUAUUGAGAGCCAGCGGCUUGGGUGGCGAAGGCGGCAAGAUUGAGCAAGAGAGGAUCAGCCAUAUUCAGCAAAACAUCGACGACAAGUACCAUGUUCUGAGCCGCGCGAAGCAACGUGCCGAGUACUCAAAGUUCCAGGAAGUUGAGAAGGUGAAGAAAGAGGAGGAAGACGAGAAGAAGAAGCUUGAAUUUGCCCGGAUCGACUGGAACGACUUUGUGGUUGUCGAGACUAUUGUCUUCACCGAUGCCGACGAGUCCGCGAACCUGCCGCCUCCGACGAACCUUUCCGAAUUGCAAUACGCUUCCCUUGAAGAGAGAAACAAGGCAUCAUUAACCAAUCUUCGCAUUGAGGAGGCCAUGCCCGAUGAGGAAACUUCGUACAAUGCCUACCCCCAGACCUCCCAGACAUUACCAGUCCACACUGGCUAUGCGCCGCAGCAGCAGCAAUUCCAGGCGCAAGCACCAGCAGGCUUCCAAGGAUAUUCAGACGGCACACCGCGACGAUCGGCAGAAGAGGAGGAGGAAGAGCGGAGGAUCCAGGAGAGGACAGAGGCACGUGCACGGGAACAACAAGCACGCGCUGAAGCACGUGGUGGAACUGCUCCGAUGAAGAUCAAAGAGAACUAUGUGCCCCGCGCACUCCAACGAGCGGCCAACAAACAGAGUGUCCAGAUGGCUCUGUGCCCGAAUUGCAAGCAGCAAAUCCCCAUGGAUGAGCUGCAGGAUCAUAUGAGGAUUGAACUGCUGGACCCUCAAUGGAAAGACCAAAAGGCAAAGGCAGAGGCUAGGUACUCGACGACCAACUUGUCCACGGCGGAUGUCGCAAACAACCUGAAGCGUCUUGCCAGUCAGAGAAGCGACGUCUUUGACGGCGUCACCGGCCAACCCCUGUCGGAAGAAGAGGCGGCUCGGCGCAAAAAGGCCACGAUUCACAGUUUCGAUGGCAACCCCGAGGGCAAGAGCCAGGCUCAUAUCAACCAUCUGCACAACCUGAAUGUCGAGGAGCAGAUUCGUGCUAUUCACCAAAGAUUUGCGGACAAGAAGUAA
This is a messenger RNA of Colletotrichum fioriniae, 1593 nucleotides long. RefSeq names its product SF3a splicing factor complex subunit (gene PRP21). Gene Ontology annotation, cellular component: catalytic step 2 spliceosome; U2-type prespliceosome; U2 snRNP. Gene Ontology annotation, molecular function: RNA binding. NCBI's taxonomy places the organism in Eukaryota, Fungi, Ascomycota, Sordariomycetes, Glomerellales, Glomerellaceae. Gene Ontology annotation, biological process: mRNA cis splicing, via spliceosome; regulation of alternative mRNA splicing, via spliceosome. The record is from RefSeq and is a predicted model, not a curated record.